Molecule: messenger RNA, 5013 nt
Organism: Malaclemys terrapin pileata
Lineage: Eukaryota; Metazoa; Chordata; Testudines; Emydidae
Gene: ERMP1
Product: endoplasmic reticulum metallopeptidase 1
Exons: 15
Coding region: 73-2736 (887 amino acids)
Biological process (GO): proteolysis
Molecular function (GO): metalloexopeptidase activity
Source: RefSeq, a predicted model, not a curated record
UCUCCGGCCCCGUAGCGUCCUUGCAGAGCAGCCGCCGCGCAGGCCGCCGAGCGGUGCCGGUUCGGUCUCUCUAUGGAGCGGGGCGCGGCGGUGGCCGUGCGGCGGCUCCGCGCUGCUGGCGGAGAGCGGGAGUCCCGGGCUCCGCAGCCCCUGCCGUUGCCGGGGCGCAGGGAGGCGGACCCAGGUGGGAAGAAGCGGGACUGCCCCGCCGGCGGCUCCCGGUGGCGGCUGCUGCCUGAGGCCCGGGGGGCGCUGCUGGUGCUGCUCUACCUGCUGGCGCUGCGGGCCCUGGUGCAGCUCUCCCUGCGGCAGCUGCUGCGCCGGCCGGGGCCGCGGGACUUCAGCGCCCCCCGGGCCAGGCAAUAUCUUGAAAAUAUAACGGCAGUUGGUCCCAGGACAGUUGGAAGUCCAGAAAAUGAAAUUCUCACAGUUAACUACCUCUUAGAACAAAUUAAGGCAAUUGAAAGCGAAAGCAGUGAUGCACACAAGAUUUCUGUAGAUAUACAGAGGCCAACAGGCUCCUUCAGCAUUGACUUCUUAGGUGGCUUUACCAGUUACUAUGCAAACAUAACUAACGUUGUGGUUAAGUUGGAGCCCAGAAGUGGAGCUAAGCAUGCCGUGCUAUCCAAUUGUCACUUUGACUCUGUACCAAAUACCCCAGGUGCCAGUGAUGAUGCUGUUAGUUGCUCAGUGAUGCUUGAAAUACUGAACAGUCUCUCAAAGUCAUCUGAUCCCUUGCAACAUGCUGUCAUAUUCCUUUUCAAUGGCGCAGAAGAAAAUAUCUUGCAGGCUAGUCAUGGCUUCAUUACACAACACCGCUGGGCCAAGUCGAUUAGAGCAUUUAUUAACCUGGAAGCAGCAGGUGUAGGAGGGAAAGAGCUUGUGUUUCAAACAGGGCCUGAAAAUCCUUGGUUGGUACAAGCAUAUGUCUUUGCAGCCAAGCAUCCCUUUGCCUCUGUAGUGGCACAGGAAGUGUUUCAGAGUGGAAUUAUCCCUGCAGAUACAGACUUCCGUAUCUACAGGGACUUCGGGAAUAUUCCAGGAAUAGACUUGGCUUUCAUUGAAAAUGGCUACAUUUACCAUACAAAAUAUGACACACCAGACAGAAUUCUAACGGAUUCAAUUCAGAGAGCAGGUGACAAUAUUUUAGGAAUGCUAAAAUACUUAGCAACAUCAGAUAAAUUGGCCAAAUCUUUUGACUAUCGGCAUGGAAAUGUGGUCUUCUUUGAUGUGUUUGGUCUGUUUGUCCUGGCCUACCCUGCUCGUGUUGGCACCAUCAUGAACUAUAUAAUAACUGCAGUCACUGUCCUUUAUCUAGGAAAAAAAAUAUUACAGCCCAGAAACAGGGCUAUUAACUCCAUGAAGGAGCUCUCCGUUGCAUUUAGCUUCACACUGUUGAGUUGGUUCUCCACAUUAGUGACUGUCCUUAUUGUGGCAGUGUUCAUCUCUCUCAUCGGACGAUCUCUUUCUUGGUAUAACCACUUCUAUGUCUCCAUCUUCUUGUAUGGAACUGCAGCUGCGGCUAAACUAAUCCUCGUGCACACGUUAGCCAAAAAGUUCUAUUAUAAGAAUAGAAAUGAGCAGUUCCUGGGGGAGAUGUUCUUUGAUGUCUCACUUCUUGUUUGGUCUAUUGCAUUGGUUCUAAUCACUCAGCUAGGCCUUUGCUCAGCAUUCAUCUGUGCAAUGUGGGUAGCGUUUCCUUUACUCACAAAGCUUUUGACCUAUAGAGAAUUCAAACAAAAAGGUGCCACAAUAAGAUUUGUCAUAAUUUACAUGCUGGGAAUGUUUAUUCCAUACCUCUAUAUAAUGUACCUCACCUGGACAAUAUUUGAACUGUUCAUUCCCAUCAUGGGUCGAAGUGGUACAGAAAUUCCACCUGAUGUAGUGCUGGCAGCCUUUAUCCUUAGCAGCACCGUAAUUCUAUCUUCCUAUUUUCUUAACUUCAUCUAUCUUGCCAAAAGUACAAAGAAGACACUGAUAACUUUAACUACAGUGUUUGGAGUUACACUAAUUCUUGUUUGCAGUGGAGUAUUCUUCCCAUACAGUUCUGAUUCUGCUAAUCCAAAGCCUAAGCGAGUCUUUCUCCAGCACGUGAGCAGAAGAUUUUAUGGCCUACAUGGAAACUUGGUAAAAAGUGACUCUGGAAUAUGGAUUAAUGGGUUGGACUAUGCUGGAAUAUCUCACAUCACUCCUCAUAUACCUGAACUCAAUGACACUAUCAAAACUAAUUGUGAGGACAAGGCCCCUCUCUGUGGCUUUCCUUGGAUUCUUCCUGUGCACUUUCUUCUCAGAAAGAACUGGUAUCUUCCUGCUGCAGAAAUUUCUCCCACAAACCCUGUUCACUUUAAACUUCUGGCCAAAGAGCAAAUGCCCUGGGAUUCUACAAAGUUAACCUUUGAAGUAUCAGGUCCCAGUCACAUGUCGCUGUACAUUCGACCUCAUGAAGGGUCAACACUGUCCAGCUGGUCUCUUGGAGAUGGAACUCCUGUUGCUAAUAUAGGAGGGGAUUAUUUUGUGUUUUACGCUCAUGGACUGCAGGCUGUGGCAUGGCGCUUCUGGAUUGAGUUGAAGGCUGCAGAAAAGCACUCUGAUGGAAUGGUUUCCCUCGCCAUAGCAGCACAUUAUUUCUUUGGGGAAGAUCAAAAGUCACCUCAGCUGUAUGCCUUAAUGGAGAGAUUUCCAAACUGGACAUUUCCUUCUGGUUGGGUCUGCACCUAUGACCUCUUUGUCUUUUAGUCUCACUGUGUCAGAAGAUUCAACUCUCAUUAUGAAUGAGUUCAUUCUGGCAAGGUGUGCAAGAUGGUUUUUACAAAUCUGUGAAAAACAUUUUGGGCACAAGAUUGUUUCUGUGGUAGCUUGACUGCUUAAAGGAUAAGCAGGGUUCCUGUCCUCUUUCUCUGGGAGUGGGUGGUCUUGCCCUGCUGGGCUGGGGGAGAAGUGCCUCCAUAUUUAUGCAACUAUAAUUCAGCUGUUUCUCGCACUGACAUGGCAGUUUGACUAGUGUAGAUCUAACAUGAAGACUGCAUUUGAGGAGGUAACGUUAUAGAAUAGCCCUCUGUGCCCUGUAAAUUAGGGUCUCUGUGAGGGAAUUGCCACAGUGUUGUAAAAUAUGCCCUAGGUUUUAAAUACAUGUGAAUGCUAUCAUCUACAAACCCUUAUUCCUAUCUGUCCUAUUAAAAUAAAAUAAGGUUUUGGCUAAAAGAUUUUUGAUCGUGUAUGUGAUGGAGCAGAAGCCUUUUUCUGAGUAAGUAUUACUGUGACAUCUGGAUGAAACCAGUUUUGUAGUAGUCACUUAGGCUAUGCUGUGUCCUUGGAAAAUUUCAGACUGGAAAUUUCAUGCAUGGAAUUUGGUGAUCAGUCUGUUACUUCGAUCAUUAACAACUUUUUUUCCUCUGUCCUCCACUGUUCUGUUUUAAAGUUUUUUUUUUUUUUAUUGGUCAUGUCCUUUCUCUGUCCUUGUGUUAAAAGUCAUUGUGGUAAAGAGUUGAGUGGAGGAGGUCUGACCAAAUCCUACAGUCUUCUACUUAUUUCCCUGUUGGGAUCUUGCAGCCUGUUUCAAGUAUCAACAUGAAGACUAGACUCGUGCAUGAGAUGCAAGCAUGUGGCAUUGUUGUGUACAUCAGAGCACUGAGUCACACUCUCUGGCCUUUUUUUUUUUCGUUUGAAUGGACAUCUUGUAACUGCUUGAUUACUAGUUUCUAAAUUGAUGUUGGUUAUAAAUCUCUAUUUAGCAUACUGGAUUAUUUGUAUAUGUAUAUUUUUGAUAAGUACUUUUGUGUAGGCUUUCUUAGUUUAAGAGUAAUUCAUUUCACUUCACUUCAUUACUACUUUGGUUCAGUGUUUAGUUUAGUUUAGUUUAAAAAAAAAAGUGCUUUCCAUAAGGAUUUGUGUAACUGUUGUGAAGAGAGACUUUUAAAGCACAUGAAGCAUCUGACAUUUAUGGAGAACUGUUCUUAAUCUUUCUUACAGCGUGGGAUUUUCAAAAGCACAUAAGUGAUUUAGGAACACAGCUCCCAUUUAAAGUCAACAGGACUUGUGCUCCUAAGUUAGCUGUGUGUUUUGGAAAACCCCCCCCCAGAAAAAUGUAGCCACCAAAAAAAAAAAUAUUGAAUCUUUGAUUUUGUUUUCCUAAACUGUGUGUAAGGUGGGGAAACUUCUCCAAAUUAAUUCCAGCGGUUUGUGCUGCCCAUUCUCUAGCAUAAUGGCGUAAACUUAGUGCUUUGUUCACCUGAAUAAAAAUUGCCGAAUUAUAUGCACUGGAGUUAAAGCAAACAAGCUGUAGUGUUGUGGAUAUCUACACAGUAUGUGAGAAAUUAAUGCUUAAGAUGACAUUCCUCAUGACUUUGUUGGCCCUGAGGGUUCUCAUGAUCAGGUUUAUUGACUUAACUUUUUUAAUUGUUCAGUUAGAGUGUACUUAACCAGCAUGGAACAAUUCAGAAUAUUAUGUACAUUUGUAGGGUGUUGCAUGACUGAGAUUCUCAGACCAAUUAAAGUAUCUAAUUAUUUUGGUUUGUGUAUUGCAUAAAGGAAACAAAACCACCAGACUAACACUGUUGGCUCAAUAGCACCUGGUCUUUCAUGUACAGUGCUUAUCUCUAUUCAUUUAGAGUAUUUAGCUAUAAAUAGGGGUGUACUAUUAGCAAUCCUAAUAGUUUUGCAGAAAUCUGAGUCUUAAUAGCUUUCUUAAAUGUAUGGUAAGUCUCAUUAAAUGCACUAUUUUGUACUGCACUUACACUAGAGUUGGCACAGUUAAGCCUGAUGAAGGAUUAAGGCUGUACCAGAAUCAUUCACUGUGUCUUCCCCAAAAUUGGUAUUUUUAUUGUGCCUCUAACUUGUAAACUUAAAAAAACAAGUGCAAGAAGAGUCCAUGGAGUGGGAAAAAUAUCAAUGUGCAGCAUGUAGAUAACUUCUGGAACUUCACUGAAGCAAUAACUGUAUUGUUACUGUAAGAAAAAGUAAAAUGAUGUUGCUAACUCAGGAUCACCCUUUAUUAAAUAGCAGAAUUAAAUUGUC